Cydia fagiglandana is the source of this 493-nucleotide messenger RNA. Its product is annotated as fatty acid-binding protein 2-like. NCBI's taxonomy places the organism in Eukaryota, Metazoa, Arthropoda, Insecta, Lepidoptera, Tortricidae. Gene Ontology annotation, molecular function: fatty acid binding. The coding region runs from base 59 to 448 and encodes 129 amino acids. Gene Ontology annotation, cellular component: cytosol; nucleus. The transcript is spliced from 4 exons. The record is from RefSeq and is a predicted model, not a curated record. Gene Ontology annotation, biological process: fatty acid transport.
CUCGUGUGAGUAGCAACGGUAUUUUGUGCUACAAUUUGAUCUGAAAGUUUCUGGUAAAAUGUCUUACUUUGGAAAAACGUUCACUUUCGAGAAACAUGAGAAAUUCGACGACUUCCUAGCAGCUCUGGGAGUGCCAAAGGAAAAAAUAGAUGAAAUCUGCUCCCAAAAAGCCACACUCAUUUUGGAGAAAAAUGGAGAUACGUACACCCAGAAAUUAUUGAACAAAACUACCAGUUUCCAGCCCGGCGUGGAGUUCGACGAAACCGUCGGUGACGGACAUCAGUGCAAGACGACCUUCGUUGUAGAGGGUGACACUGUCACGCAAUCGCAGAAGUUUCCAGACGGUCGCACUAUCACCUUUAAAAAACAGUUCUCAGACAACAAGCUUGUCGUGACGGCUACUAACAGCGCUUGGGAUGGCGUAGCCUACAGAUACUACUCUGCGUAAACAUUAUCGCUCUCUCAGACCAGUUUGAAAUAAAUUAAUUUCUAA